Astyanax mexicanus (Mexican tetra) is the source of this 1927-nucleotide messenger RNA. RefSeq names its product ankyrin repeat and fibronectin type-III domain-containing protein 1. The transcript has 10 exons. Gene Ontology annotation, biological process: regulation of establishment of bipolar cell polarity; establishment of mitotic spindle orientation. The coding region runs from base 101 to 1927 and encodes 608 amino acids. Gene Ontology annotation, cellular component: spindle. The record is from RefSeq and is a predicted model, not a curated record. Lineage: Eukaryota; Metazoa; Chordata; Actinopteri; Characiformes; Acestrorhamphidae.
GUGUAAAUGGGAAACAUUGUGUUUGUGUGUGUGCGUGUGUGUGUGUGUGUGUGUGCUUGUAGAAAGCUUGAGGCAGCUGAGAUCUGCUAAGCGUGUUUCCAUGUCCCGGGGACUCAAACACUUCUUCCACUCUGCCAACAAGUUUGUGCGUCUGCUGCAGAGAGGUGCAUAUUUGGCCACUGUGUUCUACCACAAAGACAACAUCCUGGUUACAGCUGAAGAUCAGCUCCCACUGGUGGAGAUCCAGUGCUGCUCCACCUCCAUCACUCAAGACUUUCUGUGGUUUGCCAAGCUGUCGUGUGCAUGGCAGCAAGUGCCGUGGCUGCAGCAGUCCAUGUCUUCAUCACUCUCCUCCUCAUCCUCACUUUUACAGAACAGACACUGCAUUCUCAGAGCCAUCAGCCAGAUACAGGCCUCUCUGGGUUCUGUGGAUUUGGGACAGGUGUAUUUUGAGCCUCUGAAGGAUCGUCAUGGUAACGUGCUGCUGGUCACUCUAAAGGAGGUUGUGACCCCGCUGACUCCUGCUGACCCCCAACUGCACUGGAGUCCACUCAAACACCUGGAGACCCGAUGGAGCAGAGCCCACUUACUGCCAGAACCAACGGCCAUGGAUACAUUUACACAGCAGCUUAGGAAGAAGCUUGAGUAUCACAGGAACAGUGGGCAGAGAGCUCAGCCGGGUCUGUAUGUUGGCAUUGUGAAGCUGUGCAGUUCUGUGGAGCAGCUCAGGGUGGCAGUGCCCCAGCAUCUACCCAACCUGCUGCUGCACAGUCGAAUCCGCAACAACAAUCAUGUCUCACAGGAGGAGUGGAGCUGGAUACAGAAGCACUCAGUAGGCGGAGUCAGUGGGAGUGGCCAACUUGUGACUGAUGGUGGGGCUGAUUGUUUGAUUGACAGUUCUGGAGUGGAGGAGUUUGUAAGAGAUCUGAGGACUGCAGUUACACACCUGCUGACCAAACUCAACAUUCCAUUAUUCAGGGCGUAUCAGUAUCGUUUGUACACUCAGGAGUUGAUACAGGUGGGUGAUGAGGUGUCUUUCCUCCUGCUGCUUCCCCCCAGUGAGGAGUUCAGUUCCAGUUUAUGGCCAUUAGAGGGCGCUCAGGACGCCAGACUCACCAUGCCGCUUCACAUCUUUGAGCUGGUGCAUUUUUGGGUGUACAGUCGGGAGUUGCUGUGUCUGCACUGUGAGGCGUGGGUUAAGCUGGAGCUGGAUGUGUAUCUUUGCCAGCAGGCUUUACGAGAGGCACUGGACAGCAAGGAGGUCUCAGAGGCCAGAGACAGACUAGCACACAUCACACAGCUCUCUCAGAGUGUGGAGGCUGUGUGGCGUGAGCGGAGGUGGAUAAUGGACGUGAUGCAGUGUGUCCGCUCACGACAGCGUUUGGGGGCGGUGCCUCUACACCUCAUCAUGGGCUCACAGCCAAUCAAAAAAGAAGAGGAUGGAAGAUUACCCAUCUUCUUACAAACACAUACUCACACACUUGGCACAGGGGGCACUGUUUGCUCUUCAGAGGCCUUUUCUCACACAGCCACGCCACCAGUGGACAUCCCAGGGAUCACUGCAAGGGAACAGUCACACCAGUGCCUGCCCCCUCUAUCCUACUCAGACUGCACUGCCACCAGCCACAGCAUCCCCGACACCCGGCACCAAGAAAACCAACCCUGCAGCCACAGCAGCACCACCUUCCACCACAGCGGCAUCGGCAUCCACCACAUCCACUCCUGUCCAGAAUUCCCCACUUUUCCCUCGUCCUCCCUGUCCAUUUCAGUGGAGGAGGAGGAGGAGGAAAAGUGUGAUGAAGAACAGAAUCAUGGAGACAGAGCUGGGGAGUUAUUACAGGAUCUGGACCUUCAGGAGGAACAUAUUGAGAUAAUGUAUGAUCUGGAUUCAGCUGUAGUGAAAACAGACCACACCGAAACGUUUUAA